Molecule: messenger RNA, 1905 nt
Organism: Exophiala xenobiotica
Lineage: Eukaryota; Fungi; Ascomycota; Eurotiomycetes; Chaetothyriales; Herpotrichiellaceae
Exons: 1
Coding region: 289-837 (182 amino acids)
Source: RefSeq, a predicted model, not a curated record
GCGUGCUAUCACGUGGAUUAUUCGUGUCACCCUUCCCUGCUCCCCAGAAAGGCCGUAACGACGCGUUUUGUCUCUCUCUCGCCUGCCCCGAAAACCGACGGCCCGUGAUACCAAAGCUGCUCAAAAGUCGGUCGUCGGCCGUGCGCGCCGUCUGGACGGAAAGCAUGGCGUGCGACCAAUGCCGGAAGCGAAAGGUGAAAUGUACAGACGCGCACAGGGAAGGACCAGGACCUUCCUUUCCUCGACGCAAGCGACGGUCCCCGGACCUGUCUUCAGACGAGUCGACCGAUGAGCCGCGUCGUCAGCGACGCCAGAGGACCGCCACGAACAACGGCGAGGAGGACGGCGAGGACUCCCCCAUCUACGAGAACGACGACCCUUCUUCGGCAGACGUCCCCCAACCAGACCUCGUUCAUUCGACCCGCGAUCCGGCCCCAGACCUGUAAACCGAUCUCACCGCCGAGGGCAACCUACCUCCUGAAGCUCCCACGUCCAACGUUAGAUUUUCCCGACGGAUCGGAUAUCCACGAGAGCUCAGAGAAGACGUCGAGGAUCUUGUGGCAGCAUGCUUAUCUCCUUGGGAAAUGGCCCGACGCCGCCUCCAAAUGCAAGCUGACGAUCUCAAGCAAGAGGUACGGCAAAAGGAAGCAGAGGCUGCGAGAAACCGACAGGUCAUGGAAGAAGCCGAACGGAAACAUCGGGAGGAAGUACGCGGACUUCAGGCACAAAUCGAUCAUCUGGAACAAGUUGAACGAGAACACCAAGAGACACUACGCAGACUUCAGGCACGCCUUCACCAUGAACAAGAAGUGGCAGAGAGAAACGAACAGCUCAUAGCCCAGGUCGUCCAGAUCAUAGAAGGCUUUGCACGACUUCAAGCAGACGUUCUCGAUCUAGAUCGAUACAAUGGACGUGAUGAUGGCUGAUAGAUUGCAACAACCACAGGUGGCUGUGCAGGCGUCAUAGACUCGCCUCCAAACGGGACAUUUGAGAGACCCGCUAUGAUGACCCGGCUGGCAACCCAGCGCGGACUUUUUCAGUACUGAUGAGGCGAUCCGCCUGGGCGUGCUAGUCUCUGUGGACAGCGAGAAGGCCUCCGCGAUAUCCACGGCAGAAUCGCAACGACAACACAAGACCAGGAAGUCUUGUCCAUGUUUCCUCCACUACAAGACAAACCAUUCCCACCACGAGAGCCACGGGGGUCCCAGUCUCGAAUGUACCGGCAGAUCCUCUCACCGGAGCUGAUAGCACAACAAGACCGCAGUAUUGCUUUCGUGGGAUUCGUCACGACCGGAUGAUCCAGACAAGCAUGUGCUGCGAGCUGAUGACGCUUCGGGCAGUGGCCUGGAUGGAGGACCUUGUUAAACGAUGCUAUCCCGGACCUGCCUUCGAUGCAAGAGAGCGUCUCCACCGUCAACGCGUGGUCGCGGAACCGGUACGGCCUCCGAGAAACGAGGCAACACGAACUUAUCUUCGAGUCAACAAAGUUUCUUCGACGUCUUGUGCCGGGAUCUUGGGAUCGAGAAGUGGAGGAACCGCAAAGGCGCCAAAUGGUGGCAGAAGCCGCAGCGCUUGGCCGAAGAGUGGCUAGUACCUUAUCGCGCAAAAGACUACAAAGGGUUGGUGAAUGAGUUUCUGGAGAACAAAGGGUUGAUCACCAGACCGGUGCAGUUGCCGGAGGUGGGACCGAAGGCUGUAUAUGCUUUGGUUGCCGAAGUAUACUGUAAGAGGCUGGGUCGCCGUCAGGUUUGUCGGUAUGUUUGUAGCCAUGUUCACGUCACUGGAUCUUGUGCAGCACAAAGAUAGAAACAAGAGGUCUCGGGAGCAGAAAGACAAGUGUUAACCCAAUGGAGUGCAACAAGCGCAUUCUGGGGGUCAUGUCAUGCUUCAACGCAUUUUAUUUCA